Molecule: messenger RNA, 795 nt
Organism: Dibothriocephalus latus
Lineage: Eukaryota; Metazoa; Platyhelminthes; Cestoda; Diphyllobothriidea; Diphyllobothriidae
Source: the annotation of a GenBank genome assembly
AUGCUGCGACAAGGAUGUCUAAAGCUUGCUGGUUUGCGCAUCUUUGUCAUUGAUGAGGCUGACGAGAUGUUAAACCAGGGCCUGCGAGACCAACUUGAGCAGAUCUGCAAGCGUCUUCCAACUGCCUCUCGAUCGAGCACUGGAGAUGACAUUUUUGCCAGUUUGGAACAGUUUCAAGGCCGGACGGCCGUCCAGCGGGUAGUCGUGUCGGCUACCUGGACCUCAGGCUGUCGCGAGGUGAUGCAACAGUUCCUCGACAACCCCGUUCUCAUUCUCGUGCCCAGGUUCUGUGCUACUUAUGUUUUGUCAGACGAACUGACUCUCUCCUCCAUCAUCCAAUCCUAUAUCGACGUUGGAGGUGAGGAGUGGAAGUUUGAGGCCCUAGCGGACAUCUUUGCCAGCAUCUGUGUGCCACAGACUGUCGUCUUUGUGAAUACGCGUCGCAAGGUGGAGUGGUUGGCUGAACGUCUGACGCACGAGGGCUUCGCAGUCAGUGCUGCACAUGGUGAAAUGGAUCAGACCUCACGUGACAGUGUCAUGGGACAGUUUCGAGCCGGAAGAAGUCGUAUUCUCGUGACAACGGAUGUCUGGGCUCGUGGAAUUGACGUACAGACUGUCGGUCUUGUGGUCAACUACGAUCUGCCGAGCACAGCCGCGGUGUAUUUACAUCGCAUUGGUCGGUCGGGCCGAUUUGGCAGGCGUGGUAUCGCCAUCAGCCUGGUUGGUGGUCAAUCAACCGACAAAGCGCACCUGGCAACCAUCGCUAAGGCCUACGGCACUGCCAUUGAGCCGGCU